AUGAGGGAGCCUAGGCAACACAAUAUUGUCGUGGAACUCACAAAAACAAACCUGCAGGAAAGAUCCAUAUCAGAGGAUACCAAUUGGGGGAAAAGGCGUAGGAGCCGAGCGACGAUGGUAGAGAAAGAGGAGGGUGGGAUUGGUUUAGAUGGUUUUCUCAGCGACUUAGCGGACGCUUUUAGGGAGGGGAUUUACUCAGACAUUCAAGUGAAGCCUAGCAGUGGUCCUUGUAUACGGGCUCAUAAAUUUUUGUUGGCAUCAAGAUCUAAGAUAUUUAAAAACAUGCUAGCAUCAGAUUUAUGCAAAGCUGCACCGGACGACUCCAUCUCUCUCUCUGAAUUUGAUCAUGAGGAACUUGAGACUUUUUUGGAGUUUCUCUACCGGGGAGACUUGCCUGUAGAAAAGUUUAAGAAGCAUUAUUACUCCCUAUUAAUAGCAGCCAACAAGUACGUGAUUCCACACUUGCAAAAAAUUUGUGAGCAUCAGCUUCUUAAAAUAUUGAACUUGUCAAAUGCGCUCGAAAUUUUAGAACUCUCGGAAGUUGUCUCGAAUGAGACAUUAAAAGUUGCUGUCUUAAAAUCAAUAGUACUCAAGUAUAAAGAGAUAGUUCUCACACCUGAAUUUGAUGAGUUCGCAAAACAGAAUCCGCAGUUGGUGGGAUGUAGGAGAAAACGUAAUCAACGAAGGGUGAGAUGCAAGACAAGUAGCGAUGCUGCUUUUUGUGUGCACUUAAUAGAGGGAGGUGAUGCAGUGUACUUUUGA
This is a messenger RNA of Papaver somniferum (opium poppy), 762 nucleotides long. RefSeq names its product BTB/POZ domain-containing protein At1g01640-like. Gene Ontology annotation, molecular function: protein binding. The coding region runs from base 1 to 762 and encodes 253 amino acids. NCBI's taxonomy places the organism in Eukaryota, Viridiplantae, Streptophyta, Magnoliopsida, Ranunculales, Papaveraceae. The record is from RefSeq and is a predicted model, not a curated record. The transcript is spliced from 4 exons.